AUGAAGCUUCAAGCAGCCCUGUUGGUGGCCCUUCUCGGCCUCACCACUGCAGACCCGACUUGGCCCGCUGAGACGGAUGAGCUUGAGGAGAUCAUGUUCCAGACGACGAGCACUCGCUCCCGCAAGUUUGCUGAUUCGGUCUCCCCUUGCACCAACCAGCCAUCCGGCCCCGGCCGUCACAACGCUGCCGAGUGGCUCCGCACCGCUUUUCAUGACAUGGCCACCGCCAAUACGGCCCGUGGUACUGGUGGUAUCGACGCUUCCCUCCAGUACGAGCUCAACAACGGCGAGAAUACCGGUCCUGGGUUCGGCACGACCCUCACCUUCAUGAGCCCCUACAUGACCAAGAAGAGUUCCAUGGCCGACCUCAUUGCCCUCGGCGUCUACAUAUCCGUAAGAGCGUGCGGCGGCCCCGCCGUUCCCUUCCGCGCCGGCAGGAGAGAUGCCACGACCGCCGGUGCCGUGGGCGUACCCCAACCGCAGAACGCCAUCAGUAUCUUCCGGACACAGUUUGACCGCAUGGGCUUCUCGCCACAAGAGAUGAUUCAGGUGACCGCGUGUGGCCAUACCAUUGGCGGCGUGCACUCGGCCGAGUUUCCAGAUAUCAUCCCAGCGGGCACCGCAACGAACGGGCAGAUUGCCCUCGACUCGAGCGUCGCCGUCUUUGACAACAAGAUUGUCACUGAGUACCUCGAUGGCACGACCCAGAACCCGCUCGUCGUGGGCCGUGCCGUCGGCCUCAACAAGCACUCCGACUUCAAGGUGUACAACUCGGAUCGCAAUGUCACCAUGCAGGCCAUGGCCUCGGCUGCCGCCUUCAACGAAGUCUGCAAGACGGUGCUGCAGAAGAUGAUCGACGUCGUGCCUCCCAGCGUCACCCUAACGGCACCUCUUGAGCCGUACCAGGUCAAGCCCGUCGGCCUGCAGCUGACGCUCUCUACGCAAGGCACCGUCAUCGAGCUGACAGGUUUCAUCCGCAUCCGCACCACCAAUGUGCCACUUACCUCUAUUGCAGGCCUGACCAUCAAUUACAAGGCACGCAACGGCGGCAACGACUGCGGAUCAAGCGGCUGCUCAUUUCCUCUUACUGUCCAAGGCGUCGGCCGCGGCCUCGACGACUCGUUCGCGUGGUUUCCCAUCGCCCGUAAUGUACCGCUCGCUAGUGGCAUCUCCUCUUUCACCGUCACAGAGCGCCGCACAGAUGGCACAAGUACAGUCUACGACAACAACGGCGCCUCAUAUCCCAUCCAGGACGCCGUCUUUCUGCAACGCUAUCAGAGCUGCCUUCUGCAGUCAUCCGGCGUGACGACUCUCACAGCCGCAGUCCGCAACGACCGUGCCGAGUUGCCCGUCCGCGCCAUCGUAUCCUACAAGACAACCCAGACCGGUAGCGUCGUGCCUGCCCUCAAUACCCUGACGCUCGAACUGACCCGCGGCCCUUGCAUCGGCCCCUAUACACUAUUUUCGGCAUCGACCACCAUACCUGGCGGCCGUAGCGUUGAGGCUACUUUUGAUAUUCUUAGCGGCGACCGCGUCGACGCCUUCAAGAAGGCCAAUAUCCUCGGCGGGACAUGCCAGUCUCGGCCUGUCAGUAACGUCUGCAACACACCAGUCAUUACCUCCGCCGUGCCUUCGGCCACCUCUACCACCAUGACGACGAUAUCCUCGCCCGCGCCUUCGAUAUACCGCCGCCAGACGAUGGGCUCCUAUACUCUUGUCUCCUGCUGGUCCGAGCCUCCUGCCGCCCGCGCCCUGACUGGCGCCUCCUUCGCCUAUGACGGCAUGACUCUCGACUCCUGCCUAUCCAACUGCACCGGCUUCAACUACUGGGGAACUGAAUACGGUCGCGAGUGCUACUGCGGCGACGCCCUCCACUCUGGGAGCGCCGCGGCACCACUUGCGGACUGCGGCAUGCCUUGCUCCGGCGACGGGACGCAAUACUGCGGAGGCGGCAACAGGAUCGAGCUUUACCGGACAACAGCCACAAAGACAAGCACGAGCACAACCGCCGCUCCUGGGCCGACGCGUGUGCCGAGUGUUGGCAGAUUCGUGCGUGUGGGAUGCCAGACAGACAAUACGGGCGCCAGGGCUCUGAGCGGCGCCACGACAGCAGGGGAUGAUAUGACACUGGACAAGUGUGCUGCUUUCUGCUCCGCAUUCAACUACUUUGGCACGGAUCCCGCGCCCGUAGAGGAGUGCAAUAUGAGGUGUGCAGGGAACCCUCUUCAGUUCUGCGGCGACGGGAACCGUCUCGAGCUGUACCGGGCAAGUGCUGCAUCGUCAGCAACGCUCGCAAGUUCAACCGCCGCCACCACGGGCGGCGCUGAGUCGAGCGUCAGGCUCAGCGAGGCCACGUCUUCUUCGAGUGCUCCAUCACCCACCGGCCCUUCGCCCGUUCCGACAGUUUCGCCCUUCACACUCGUCGGCUGCCAGGCAGAAGCGACGUCUGUCCCGCGUGCCCUGUCGGCAAAGUCGACGACGUCCAACUCGAUGACCCUGGCCGACUGCGCUGCAUUCUGUACGGGUUACCGCUACUUCGGCACAGAGUACGCGGCCGAGUGCUACUGCGGCAAUUCUCUCCAUGCCUCCUCCUCCGUCGCGCCCCUCGACGACUGCGCCAUGCCAUGCGCCGGCGACCCGCUCACGCACUGCGGCGGGCCCAACCGCCUCACCCUCUACGAGGACCCGGCUCGCGCCUCGACGCCGCCUCGCGAGCCCCGCCAGCCUGCAUUUGCGGGCGACUUUGUCUGGUUUGGGUGCCGUACCGAACCGGCGGGGGCCCGCGCGCUGUCGGGCAAGGAGCGCGCGGCGGACGACAUGACGAACGAGUCGUGCGCCGCGUUUUGCGAGGGCUUCGCCAUGUUCGGCACCGAGUACGGGCGCGAGUGCUUCUGCGGCGACGAGCUGCACGCCGGGGCCGCCGAGGCGCCCGAGGAGCAGUGCAGCAUGCUCUGCGCGGGGGCGGACGACGAAUUCUGCGGCAACGGCAACAGGCUCUCCGUUGCAAAGCACAUGGCUGCAUCUUGCCCCUCCGAGAUUUUGGAGUUGAAUGGAGUUGAAGGGUAA
This is a messenger RNA of Verticillium dahliae VdLs.17, 3066 nucleotides long. RefSeq lists its product as uncharacterized. The record is from RefSeq and is a predicted model, not a curated record. Gene Ontology annotation, biological process: response to oxidative stress. Lineage: Eukaryota; Fungi; Ascomycota; Sordariomycetes; Glomerellales; Plectosphaerellaceae. Gene Ontology annotation, molecular function: peroxidase activity; heme binding. The transcript has 3 exons. The coding region runs from base 1 to 3066 and encodes 1021 amino acids.